AUGGCGUUAGAAUCCUCCUCCAACAAGAAGCCUCUGGGUCCAGGGUCUUUUCCACUUCCUCACCUGUCCUCAGGUACCCGCCUUGCUUUAUCAUAUCCAUCUUGGAUCUGCCACGAGCCAGGCACCCCACUGUACGCAGAUGAGAUGGACCAGAAUAGUCCCCGCCUCCUCAGCUCAACUUUUCAAAAUAAGAGAUUUUUACUACGGGGUUCUCCCAAGCACAAAUGCCGAGAGUUUACCACACCUCGAGGGCGGAGAGCCACCGGGCUUGGUUUCCGAUGCCGCCUGUCAAACUUUCGAGAUGUUGAGAGGUUCGCGAACACUAAUAACGGGACGCCGGUGGCCGGGCGAGGAGGACGGCGCGGGGCAAAGCCGAGGAAAGGAGGGGUGGUUCCCGCGGGCUCCAGCGGCGGCCCAGUUGUGAGGAGGCGGGGAAGCGAGUGUCCGGCCCCAGCCGUGGAGGGCAUGGACGUGGGCCCGGACCCUGGGCUGAUGCAGAAGUUCAGCUGCCUGGGCACCGCCGCCAAGGACGAGCUCAUCUCCAAGUUCCAACGAUUGCUCGGCUUCCAGCUCAACCCGGCCGGCUGUGCCUUCUUCCUGGACAUGACCAACUGGAACCUACAUGGAGAAAUUGGCACCUAUUAUGACUUUGAGAGCCCAAACAUCAGUGUGCCAUCUGUGUCCUUUGUUGAAGAUGUCACCAUAGGCGAACGGGAGUCGAUAUAUCCUUAUGCUCAAUAUAUAAAAACAUGGCGGAUCCAAAAUUCAGAUGUCAUCUGGGUCAUUCUCAGUGUGGAGGUGGGUGGACUUCUAGGAGUAAUGCAGCAGCUGUCAUCUUUUGAAACGGAGUUCCACACACAGCCACAUCGCAAGGUAGAAGGAAACUUCACCCUGUUUGCCUCUCCCCGAAAGAACCGACAGUCAGAUGAAAAAAAAGACCCUGGGGGUUCCGGGUUCGACUCGAUCAGCAAAAACACAUGGGCUCCUGCUCCUGACCAAACCGAGCAAGAUGAGAGUAGACUCUCACAGAACUCUGUAAAUCUGUCCCCCAGCGGUCACGCAAACAACUUAUCAGUAGUGACUUACAGUAAGGGGCUCCAUGGGCCUUACCCCUUCAGUCAGUCUUAA
Molecule: messenger RNA, 1128 nt
Organism: Balaenoptera ricei (Rice's whale)
Lineage: Eukaryota; Metazoa; Chordata; Mammalia; Artiodactyla; Balaenopteridae
Product: protein ILRUN-like
Source: RefSeq, a predicted model, not a curated record